AUGGGGCUUGAAAUACCGCUGCCGAAUGGAAUACCAUUGAACAGACGUCAAAAGUCUAUUCUAGAAGAAUACGAUAAACUCAAGGAGAUCGGGUCCGGCACGUACGCGAAGGUGUUUCAAUUGCGGCAUAAGAAGACGGGGAUUGUGACAGCGGGUAAAGUGUUACGGCCGGAGCAUUUUCCUAGUAACACUGAGAACCGUGUGGUGAUGAUGUUUGUGAAUGAGAUCCAGUUGUUGGCGAAGUCUCAGUGUCCUGGUACGGUGAAGUUGUUCAACGUGGAAUGGAGUCAUGAUGGGAUAUUGCUGAACCUGGAGUACGUGGAUGGCGGUACAGUAUGGAAGGAGCAAGUGUGUCCGACACCGUUGUUGCGAUGGACGCAUUUGGUGCAGCUCGUGCAGGGUGUGCAGCACUUGCACUCGCAAGGUGUAGUGCAUCGCGACCUGAAGCCCACAAAUAUCUUGCGGACGACAAACGGUUUGUUGCGCAUAGCUGAUUUUGGAUGGGCGGAGACGAUUAAUAAGCUCAAAUCAUCUAAUGGCGAGUGGCCGGGUACACUGGAGAUUAAUCCUCCAGAGGUCCUAACAUUUUCGGGACCGCUAACGGAACGUAUUGACAACUACGCGGUGGGCAUGAACUUCUUGCUCUUUAUCAGCAAUCGGUUUGUGUGCCGUCAGAAGAGCGUAGAAGUCAAUGCUGCCGCCAACGUGAUCCUUAAAAUGGUCAGUAGUCUUCGCACGGCUAAGAAGACACCACCCAACUUCACUGUCGAGACCUGGGAACUCUUCCUAGGACUCACACACCCUGAUCCCGUACAGCGAUGGAGCCUGUUACAGGUAUGCCAUCACCCUUGGAUCGUCAGGAACUAUCUACAAUUUGUCAGCGACCGAGCAGCCUCACACACGCUCGACUGCGUACUCUGGCAUGAACCCACCAGAAAAAUAUUCCAGUCAUAUAGAGUCGUACCCCCUCUCCCCAGCCACACUCCCCCCUCACUACUACAUCGCGUUUUCCCCCGCGCCUUCGCAGACCACCACCACCACAGACAUCGCGAUAAAGACGAACAACAAACAUAG
Gregarina niphandrodes is the source of this 1074-nucleotide messenger RNA. RefSeq names its product putative protein kinase. The record is from RefSeq and is a predicted model, not a curated record. Gene Ontology annotation, biological process: protein phosphorylation. Gene Ontology annotation, molecular function: ATP binding; protein serine/threonine kinase activity. Bases 1 to 1074 code for a protein of 357 amino acids. Lineage: Eukaryota; Apicomplexa; Conoidasida; Eugregarinorida; Gregarinidae. Gene Ontology annotation, cellular component: cytoplasm. The transcript has 2 exons.